Messenger RNA from Anopheles stephensi (Asian malaria mosquito), 916 nucleotides. RefSeq names its product trypsin-7-like. The transcript has 3 exons. Gene Ontology annotation, biological process: proteolysis. Gene Ontology annotation, molecular function: serine-type endopeptidase activity. Lineage: Eukaryota; Metazoa; Arthropoda; Insecta; Diptera; Culicidae. The coding region runs from base 37 to 855 and encodes 272 amino acids. The record is from RefSeq and is a predicted model, not a curated record.
GUCCCAGAGGACAGUAGUUCGUGUUGAAAGACAACCAUGAAAGCGAUCGUAGUGUUGGCAUUGUGCGUGGCCGCCGUAGCGGCGUUGACCGAAGAGGAGGUUUGGCUGCAGUACAACCGUCGCAUGCCGGGAGAGUUCCACACCAAGGGCAUGCCGGCGAGUCCGCCAUACCAGGGAAGAAUCGUCGGCGGUGUUGAGGCCGACAUUGCCAACUACCCGUACCAGCUGUCGCUGCGCCGUGUCUCGCACAGCUGCGGUGCGUCCGUGAUCGCGACCCGGUGGGCCCUGUCCGCCGCUCACUGCACGUUCCCACUGCCGGCACCGACCGCAAUCACUCUGCAGGGCGGCAGCUCGAACCGCACCUCAGGAGGAGUUAUCUUCACCGUGGAGGAGAUCAUCAACCACCCGGACUACGAUGACUGGAAUCUGCGUAACGAUGUGUGCGUCCUGCGUACCACCGCCGAUCUGGUUGGCCUGAACAUUGCUCCGAUUGCUCUGGAUCCUGCUGGUGCCAGUCAUGCUGCCGGUUCCCGUGCCGUCCUCAGCGGCUGGGGUCUUGAUGAUAACCGAGUACUCCCACAAAUUCUCCGCCGUAUCGACAUUCCUGUGGUUGAUCAGGCUCAGUGUGUCUCGGCCUGGAAUCCAGGAUGGGUUACCGAUGACAUGAUCUGCGCCAGCGAACCCGGCCGUGAUGCAUGCAACGGUGAUAGCGGUGGCCCUCUGGUUGUGGGCGGACAGCAAAUCGGUAUUGUCUCGUGGGGCGAUUCUCAGUGCGUCGCUACCUUCCCGGGAGUGUUUGCUCGUGUCGCCUUCCCACUGAUCCGCAACUGGAUCAACCAGGUUACCGGUGUUUAAAGAGAUUUGACUGGAGAUUAAGUUUCGGAUUAAAGUUUUGAGAUUCUUGUAUAUAACAUAA